Neospora caninum is the source of this 2316-nucleotide messenger RNA. RefSeq names its product putative adenylyl cyclase. The transcript is spliced from 12 exons. Lineage: Eukaryota; Apicomplexa; Conoidasida; Eucoccidiorida; Sarcocystidae. The coding region runs from base 1 to 2316 and encodes 771 amino acids. The record is from RefSeq and is a predicted model, not a curated record.
AUGGCGUCCAAGCAAGAUCAAUACCAGGACCAGUUGUCAGAAGGGGACAAUGACGAUAACACCGUCGACACGAAGGAUCCGCAGUUGCGGAAAUUACAAGAUUUCAUGGACAACCCUUUUAUGCUUGUUUGCACUGCAGUUUUCACUUUCUUUUGCUUGUUUGGCGAGGACAUAAGAAUAUGCUUCUUCGGCAAGCCAGCAGAUAACUUCUUCUAUGUUCUCUUUAUCAUCUGUCUGCUAUACUUCAUUUUCGAGUUCGUGUUGUUCUCUAUUAUCCAAGAUGGGUACAGGUGGGGCUUCUUCUUCUGGCUCGACCUGGCGGCCACUGUCAGUCUCCUCCUUGACAUUGAUUGGAUUUCCGAUGCGCUCAUCAGCUGGAAACUUGACUGGCUGGAUAACGACGAGAAUUCGUCUUCUUUCCUGGACUCCGACACAACGGGCGUGAUUGGAAUGGUUCGCCUCAUCCGCCUCAUUCGCCUCAUGAAACUAUACAAGAUGACAACAGCCCGGAGCGAGACAGACCAAGAAGAUAGACUGCGGGAAGAAGCUCGGACAGCUCUGAACGCUAAGCAAGCGGCACUCAAACGAGUUGAAGCUAGCCGCCUGGGGAAACAACUGUCUGAUAUGAUCACGAGGAUCGUUAUCCUCGGUAUCCUGCUGGUGCUCAUAUGCCUUCCACUCAUCAAAACGUCGGCGGUCGUCGACAACUCAAGAUGGCUGGGCCUUAGAAAUCUCUACUGGGUCGGGGAAGACGUGUGCGGUCGAGGCCCAGACAAUUCCAAACGUCCUUGUCUAGUUGCAGAAAAUGGAGAAAUUGCUUGGAAAUGGCAAAUUCUCCAGUAUGCAGGAGUCACGAAGAAAGACUCAACUUCCAAACUCCUAUGGCUUUACGUGCCGAGUUACCCUGAAGGAGGAAAGCUUCGUGACAUUGAGAGCAUCUCACUAGAAGUGGACGGCAAGAUGCUAACGUGGAAACCAACGAUCGAAUGCGCAGGAAUUAAGAAUCCAAAGUGUCCGUGGAGAGACGACGAGCAGGACCUGAUCAUCUACGAAGAGCGAGACAUCCGCACCUACGCAAAGUUCCUCAAAAGACAGGAGAGGCAGGAAGAAGCUAUUCUCAACAUGCUGCUUACCCUGUUCGUCAUAAUUGUCCUCUGCGUUCUAAUUUUCGUGUUCGCCCGCGACACACAGAUCCUUGUUGUCGCUCCGAUUGAGAAAAUGGUGAACAUCGUGAAGCAACUGGCAGAUGACCCCCUUCGGCAGCCGACCAUGGAGCCUCCGGAGGAGGAAAGCUCUGAGAAACAGAAAAGCGCAAACCAACUGGAAACAUCCAUGCUUGAAACGACGAUCCUUAAAAUCGGCGGUCUCCUGCAGGAAGACGUGAUGGUAUUCAUCAACACCGUUGGAGGCAUCGUUCAUAAUUGCUGUCACCUGUGGAACGGCGCUGCAAACCAAAAUGUUGGGGACGCCUUCCUUUUCACGUGGAAGCUUGGACACGCAUUCGAAGUCGAUCGCAUUAAGGAUAAUCAUGAGGCUGUCGAAUCAGGAGAAAUGGCAAAUAAGGCCCUCGUAGCCUUUGUCAAGACGAUCGUCGAAAUCCGACGCAAUUCCGAUCUCAUAGCAUUUGAGAGAGACCCUCGAAUGACUUCGAGAUUCGGAGUUGGCUAUCGACUCAAGAUUGGAUACGGCCUCCACGUGGGGUGGGCAAUUGAGGGUGCCAUAGGAUCGGACUUCAAGAUCGACGCCUCUUACUUAUCUCCGCAUGUCACCCUCACUCAACGAAUACAGGAAGCAACGAAGAUAUACCACACGCCUCUCCUGCUGUCAGAAUCGGUCUACUUCAUGUUGUCGGUCAAAUCCAAAGGCCGUAUUCGGAAAGUGGAUGUUGUCAAAGCAGACGAAAACCAGACUCAACAUCUGGGAUUGUACUGCUUCGACAUCAAUGAUCAAAUCCCGCGUGCGCCGGCUGAUCCCCAAAGGGUUCUUGGAGACGUGGUCAAACCUGACGACGUCUUGGAGAUACCAACAGAACAUCUACGCGGACCUGGGGUCGAGUAUAUGUUUGUUGUAGACGCGGAUAUCAGCACUCUCCAAGAGGGCUUCUCCGACCAGCUGUAUACUGAAUACAGAGCUGCGUUCUGCAAGUAUAUCGAAGGGGAAUGGGGGGAAGCAUCCGAGGGAUUCAAACGGUGCCUAGAGAUUCUACCUGGAGACGGGCCAUCCACAGCUUUGCUCGACUUCAUGAAAAGGACGGAUUUCAAGGCCCCAGAAAAUUGGCGGGGCUACCGCAUUCUCCCAAUUCUGAGAAAGUACUGA